Linepithema humile (Argentine ant) is the source of this 1329-nucleotide messenger RNA. Lineage: Eukaryota; Metazoa; Arthropoda; Insecta; Hymenoptera; Formicidae. The record is from RefSeq and is a predicted model, not a curated record.
AACAAGGUGUGCUCAUUCCUCGAAUGCAUUUUCGUCACGUUCUGCGCAGGGAAGGGAAGGGGAAGCGUGACAAGAUUCCGCCAUCUUGAAAAUCACCAAUAGAAACGCGACAGGUUUCGAAGUGCCACGAUAAAGAGGUUAUACGUGCAGUUUUUGUAGUGCUUUAUAGCGUUUUUAUUAUUUACGUUCGAGAAAUAAUAUUUUAAAAUGCCGUCGUGUGCGGUAAAAAAUUGCAAAAACAAUUCACGAAAUACCAAAAAUACCGGUAUAAGGUAUUUUUCAUUUCCAAAAAAGAACGAAAUGAUAGAAAAAUGGAUAGUGUUGUGUAAGGAAAACGUGGAUCCAAAAAUCGCUCGUGUCUGCUCCGAACACUUCGAUUUUUCGCAAUAUAAGAAUGCUUCGUGGUUACGUAAGAUAUUGCCUGCUUAUAGUCCUGUGAAAAGUAGGAAACUAAAACCAGAUGCAAUUCCAAUUCCAAUUGUGAUGGAAAACGUUUUAGAAACAGAUGUUGUGGCACAUUGCAUACAAAUUGCUACGGACUGUGUCGCAUCGAGCUCUGCGAAUCCAGUCGUAUCAUCGUGCUCUGUGAAUGAAAUGGCAUCAUGUUCUGCGAGUCCAAUCGCAUCAUCAUACUCUGCAAAUGAAAUGGUACCAUGCUCUGUUAAUGAAAUGGCACUAUGCUCUGUGAGUGAAAUGGUAUGUUCUGCGAGUGAAAUAGCACCAUGUUCUGCGAGUCCAAUCGCAUCGAGCUCAAUGAGUCCUGUCGCAUCAUGCUCUAGAAAUGAUGAUAACUUUGGUUCAUCGGAAGUUUCUAACAACGCUGAAGUACAGCAGCUGAUGAAGGAAAAUGCAUCCCUGCUUUUAAAAAAUAAAGUUCUUCAACAACAACUGGUUCGGAAGAAUAAACUUUUUGAUAAGAUGAUGAAGAAAAAAUUGCAAGACAUGCUAAGCCCUUUUUUCACGCCUGGACAAAUUAAAAUGAUUAUGAACCCUAAGCAAAAGAUGACUCAUUGGUCUCCGGUGGAUAUUGCGGCAGCAAUAUCUUUAAGGAGCGUAAGCCCGAAAGCUUACAGGUAUUUAAGAAAAACAAAAAAAUACCUCUUCCGGCACUAUCAACUCUCCGAAGAUGGGUAGCACAUUUUGACAUGAACGAAGGUAUUUUGAAGGACGUCUUGCAAAUAAUGAGAUGCAAAGGUCAAAGCAUGACAGAUAUGGAGAAAGCAACGGUGAUCUGUUUUGAUGAAAUCCAUUUGUAUUAAUAUUUUUUUGUAUUUAUUGCCUCUUACAUUUGUCAUUUAAUUUAUGUUAAAAUAUAUUUACAAUAAAUAU